GGGGGGUGGGGACCAUUAUCAGGGUAUAGUAUGUUAGGGAAUAAAAAAAUCUAUUUUCAAUGUUGGAGACAACCUGAAAGAUAUAUCCCUUUCCUUCGGAAGCUCUCAGGCCAGCUUGGCAGCUAAGAGCAGUCGCUUUCAUUAUCCCUGGGUGAAUGACCAUAGGUUGCAAUAGCAUCAGCAUACGGAACAGUAGGGGAUGGGUUGUGGAAGCUGGGGAUGGGUACACUGUGUUCUUAAAUGAAGCAACAGGACCCAAGUCUGCCUGAUGUAAGAAGGAAAUGAGUUUAUGGAAGGUGUUGGAGAAGUCACUGGAUUGUCAGCUGCCAAACUUGGCUUGGAAAAUAGGUUAAGAAUCACAAGACAGCCGGCAGUGACCAGAGCCAGGGUAAUGUGGUGGUUCUGAUUAGGGCGCCAUAUUUGGUUAUGUCACUACCGAAUCCAGAUGCUCCUACCACUGGGUGUACCAGAUUUCCAAUGCUUGCAAGCUGCUAUGCAUCCUUCAAAGUCCACGUACCAUUGAGCACUCUCUCAAGAUCCCAACGCCUGCUGACAAAGGGACAGAAAUUAUUUUCUUUUUCUUUCACAAAAUGGAGAUUUGGGGUAUUUGGUGGGACAAAACAAAAUAAACAACAAUAACAGCAAAACAUUCCUAUUAUAAACAUUUCAUAGCAAAAAGGAUCAGUCUUCUUUUCCUUUGGAUUGAAUGGCCACUGCUUAGAGCAGUACUUCUGAACCUGAGGGUCGAGAGCCCUUUGGUGAUUGAAUGACCCUUCCAUAGGGGUCACUUAAGACCAUCAGGAAACACAGAUCUUUACAUCACGUUUCAUAACAGUAGCAAAAUUGCAGUUAUGAAGAAGCAAGGAAGAUAAUGUUAUAGCGUGGGUCACCACAGCAUGAGAUGCUCAUUAAAGGGUGGCAGCACUGGGAAGGUUAAGAACCACUGACUUAACGCUUGUUGAAUUAAACCCGUGAUAAAGAAGGAGCUGAGAUUUUAAGAGGAGUAGGAGCCCAUUAAAUAACAGUGUAGAGGAAAUAUAUCCCAACGGGAAGAUCUUGGGUUUAUUAAGUAGAUAAAUAUAUGAACAAAUGACCAAAUAGAACAUAAGCAUUCACAGAAACAGCCUUUAGUAGGAAAUAAUCCAGUUUGUCUGGAAGAGGGAGUUCACAUGGGGCUAAACAGAUGAGGAUAGACGGGAAGCUCACGUGCCCUGGAGCUGCAGUGUGUGCCGAGCUCCUGACAGGCACUCCACUCCGUGUUGUGUGCAAUGCUAAGAGCUAGCAGCAUGCGGGCUGUGCAGCCCCUGCUCUCAGGGAGCCUUUGUGAAUUUCUCCUUCUCACUUUAUUUUGUGAGUAGCAGUUAAGGUUUUAAGGAGAACCGUGGCACAGCCAUUUGCAGGGUUUUGGAGUCUAGCAUAAUAGGUUGUACAAUAGGCCACAAGAUGAGGCCAAGCAGAGGGAGACAGUAAAGGACUAGUAACUAGAGAAGGAGUAGUGAGGACUGAAGCCGUGAACGCAGGGAGAGCUGCUCUAAGAGGUUCUUCAGACUCAUUCACUGCCCGGACACCAGUCCCACCCCUCUCAGGUAAGCACACUGCAGGCUAGCCGUGUCAUUGCUACGUCUCAGUCCCAAAGGGGACUAUGUCUUUGUCUUAUGCUCAGGGCAUCCUCUUCUAGUUGAAGGUACAGAUGAGCCCUAGGACCCUUACUGGACCCCUGUAGUUCUGCAGGACAGGUCAUCCGAUAGGAUGGGAACAGAGGUGACUGUUAGAUCUCUGAAGUUGACUGUAAGUCAUGUAAAGACUGUGUUGGUCUCCCGCGUUUCCAUGCACUCUUAAAGUUCGGAACUCUUUGUACUCAGCGCAGUAUGCCUAGUACUAGUUCCAGUUCCUGGUGGUGUCAGCCCCUUGACUGUAGGGCACACCAGAACUGUUGUAACUGAUAACUCACCGCCCAGCUGCUGCUGAAGGUGGUGAGCAAUGGUAAUCUCUCAAAAGCGUGCACUUGAGUCACCGUCCAGCCCUAAACCUUUAGCACCUUUUCAUUUUCCAUGUGACCUUCCCCUUAGCUUCUAAGGUCCCUUCGUCCUUCUCUUCCACUUUUCCAAUACAAACCUCAAUUCUCGUCUGACUCCCCAGGGAUAGCCCUUACCAAGCACUUACUUUCACACGGAUCCUUCUUUCUCCAGAACAGUCUUUUUUUUGUUUGUUUGUUUGGUUGGUUUGGUUUUUUUGAGACACAGUUUUUCUGAGUAGCCCUGGCUGUCCUGGAACUCACUCUUAGACCAGGCUGGCCUUGAACUCAGAUCGGCCUGCCUCUGCCUCCCAAGCACUGGCAUUAAAGGUGUGAGCCACCACCAUCUGGCUCCGCAGAACAGUCUUACUCUCACCCAUUAGUGUUCCAGAGCCCAGGGCUUCCUUCCUAUCUAUACAGCCUGCACCAGGCCUUUGCAUUUCCAUUUCUCAGAGAUGUCUCCAUGGCUGACAGUCACAGCACCCCUGUGUGACCUUCAGCAGGCAGUUAUCCCCACACUUGUGUUUGCUCUUCUGUCUUGUCUCCCUCCGCUAAGUUAUGACUGCUUGAGGGUUGCUAUCUCCAAGAACAGCUGGCACAUUUCCAAAAGCACAGAGCGCGUGAGUAUGAGGGACUGGCCUAGGACUGUCUCCUUCUGAUGCCUCUGCUGUCAGACGAGUGCACUCUCCUUCCCCACCACGUAAGGCCUAAGUGAUGCUGACAAAGAGAAGAGGUGUCCUUACAAUAGUCUUCCGUGGGAUUUCUGUUGUCUCCACGUCGCUCCUGCUGCUGACUGUGAGUCACCGCUCAUCUGUGGCGACUGCAAGCCUCAUUUCAUGAUUCACAGGCUAAAAGUGGCAUGAGGUUUUUUUACCGAGGAACUAAUUCCAGCCUGAACUGAGCUUCACAAUUACCGGGUUCCUCUGUGGGUUUUGAGUUGCGAGCGUAGGGCUUCUCACAACAUGUACCUAGAGUGCACUUCACAGGGAUAUGCUGGGAGGUUCCCGGCAAUACGUUUUCUGUCAGCCUUUGUUUAGCUGAUGAAAAAGCUAAGGGAGAAUAGAGAAUUCCUUGGGGGCUCUUCUUUAGUGUAUUUCUGUUGAGCGAUGGUUUGGUUUCUCAGGCAGAAUAUGCAUCUGUCUAUCCCCAAAGAGCAGGUUUCAGAACUGGCCCCUGACCCCCCGUGGCCAAGGGCUUAGCUCUCCUUAGCAUCUGAGAGACCUGCUCUAAUCACGAGUGAAAGGGAAAUCACUGGAGAGAGGAUGGAUGCAUUAAUGGCAGAAAUGGGACAGCUUUGUAGAUCUCUAUUCAAUCCAAAGACUUCAAAAGAGCUGUAGCACAUCAGGUGAGACACUGAGCAGCAGCUGUGAUGACAGUGGGUGACACGUAGGGUUUGGAAUGGCGCCUGGCAUGGGGCAAUCGCUCUGUGAAGUCACCUGCUAUUGCUGUCACUGUUUUGUUUCUGAAACAGAGUCUCAUGUAACCCUAGGCUGGUCUCAAACUGUAGCUAAGGGUGGCCUCGAACUUCUAUUCCUCCCUCCUCCACCACCUGAGUGCUGAGGUUACAGGUUUAUGCAGUGAUAGUAUCGAGCCCUGGGCCUCAUGCGUGCCAAGCCAGCAGUCUACCCACUUGCUGCCCAGCAGCUGCAGCCUUCCUGUAUCACACUUCAGAGAGCUGAUUGUGCCCACUACUGAACACUUGGCGCUCACGGCCCCACUGAGUCCUUUGAGUGGUGAAGUGACUUUUGCUAUUCCUGGUGUACAGACAUAGACUGAGACUUAAAGAGGUUGAAUUUUGAGUUCAAGCACUUGUGCUGGUUAAUUCUAUCUCAACUUGACAUAGGCUAGAGUCAGCUGAGAGAAGGGAACCCCAAUCCAGAAAAUGCCUCCUUAAGAUUGGCCUAUAGGCACUUUUUAAACUAGGGAUCAAGGGGGAGGGCCCAGCCUGUCAUGGGUGGGGCCCCUCUGGGCAGGUGAUCCUGGGUUCUAUAAGAAGCAGGAUGAACAAGCCAUGGGAAGCAAGCCAGUACGAAGUAACACCGUUCCAUGGUCUCUGCAUCAAUUUCUGCCUCCAGUUCCUGCCCUUACUUCCCUCAGCGAUGAAAAGUUACCUGGAGUGUAAGCUGAAAUAAACCCUUCUCUCCCAAGUUGCUUUGGUCAUGGUUUCUCAGCAAUAAUAACCCAAACUAGGACGCCAGUCAUGUAUUCACUGGGCUAUGAGAAGGAUCAGCAGGUUAAGUACUUGCCACCAGUAUUGAUGACCUAUGUUCGAUACCUGGAACCCACACGGUGAGGUACACACACACACACACACACACACACACACACACACACACACACACCUACCUAGGAGCUAUUGAUCCUGAAGAGCCUACCUGUUCUUAAGGUUUCCUGCCCCCUUCACAUUUUCUUUCCUUCUCCCUGUCCAUCUCCCAACCCCACUUUUCCCUGGAUUUGGCUGGGCUCACCACUGUGGGGUAAGCAGGAUGUUUUCCCCGUGGAGCUGUGACGAGGCAUGUGUCAGCACAUGCCUUGCAUUGUGGCUUUCUUUCCGAGAGAGAGGCCCAGUGGGGGCGCGGCCUCACAUCCAGCUGCUGUUUCUGAGAAGCCGAAUCCCACUCUUCAGUUUUGCUGUCUUAUCUUGGCUCACAGCCAUUACCACAUUGAGUGACACUGGCAUUAACGUUGACGGGACUAAAGAAAGCUCGCAGGCAGCCAGCCAUGGGAAGCAGUCCUUGCGUUUGUGGCUGAAUUACUUGAGAUCUUGGCAGAUUAACCAAGGAGGACGGGUCUUAUCUCCUUCCUGAGUACUGCCAUUCACAAGACAUCUGUGGCAUACUGUAGCCCGAGCCCCCUGUGCUGCCCUGUUUACCCCAGACAUCUUUCUGGGGUCCACUUGAGGUCAGCAGCGUGAAGAUGAACAGAACCCUCUUAGCAUGACGACCUUGGACCAUGUCAUUGCCACCCACCAGUCAGAGUGGGUCUCCUUCAGUGAAGAGCCAUUGUUCCCCACCCCUUUAGAGGGGGGCACUGAAGAGCACUUCCCAGGAUUGUCAUCUUCCUCAGACCGGUCUGAGAGCUCCUCUGGGGAGAAUCAUGCAGUGGACGAAGGCUCGCAGGACCUUUCACACUCUGAGCAGGAUGACUCCUCUGAAAAGAUGGGCCUCAUCUCUGAAGCAGCCUCCCCUCCGGGGAGCCCUGUGCAGCCCACACCUGAUCUGGCCUCAGCCAUCAGCAACUGGGUCCAGUUUGAAGAUGACACACCCUGGAGCAACACCUCAGCACCGCACAAGGAGACAGCCCUCACAUUGACCGUGCCCUGCUGGACAUGCCCUUCCUUGGACUCUUUGAGAAGAUGCCCUUUGGCGUCCGAGAGCAGUUGGACCACCCAUUCUGAGGACACCAGCAGCCCUAGUGUUGCUCCAUCAUAUACAGACCUGCAGCUCAUCAACGCUGAGGAACAGGCAAGCGGCAGGGCUUCUGGGACCGACUCCACCGACAAUUCCUCCUCCCUCCAGGAAGAUGAAGAAGUAGAAAUGGAGACCAUCAGUUGGUGGGCAGGCAGUCCAGCCAUGAACGGGCAUCCUGCCGUCCCACAGGUGACCACUGCUCGUUUCCCCAGCUGGGUCACCUUUGAAGACAAUGAAGUCGGCUGCCCUUCGCCAACAGUCCCCUCUCCAAAGAAGCCAAAUGCUCCAUCUGCUGCAACUGCUGGCCCAGACGUACCUUUCAACUCAACUGGGUCAUUUAAGAGGGACCGUCCCAAGAGCACACUGAUGAACUUAUCCAAAGUUCAGAAGCUGGACAUAUCCUCCUUAAACCGUCCACCUUCUGUCACGGAGGCCCCACCCUGGAGGGCCACCAAUCCUUUCCUGAAUGAGUCGCUCCAGGACAUACAGCCCUCCCCCAUCAACCCGUUCAGUGCUUUCUUCGAAGAGCAGGAACGGCGCUCCCAAAACAGUUCCAUUUCCGGUACCUCGGGCAAAAGCCAAAGAGAUUCUCUGAUUGUCAUCUACCAGGAUGCCAUCAGCUUUGAUGAUUCAGGCAAAAGCCAGUCCCACCCCGACGCUAUUGAAAAGCUCAAGCAACUCCAAAUUGAUGAUCCCGAUCCCGUUGGCAAUGCAGCCCUGCCCGAUGACGACCCCACAGCCUCGGUUGAACCCGAUGCGCCCUCACCCACCUCAGCGCUAUCUCAGCCCAGGGAUGGAUGGCCAAUGAUGCUGAGAAUCCCCGAGAAGAAAAACAUCAUGUCCUCCAGGCACUGGGGACCAAUCUACAUCAAACUGACUGACAGUGGUUACCUGCAGCUGUAUUACGAGCAAGGCCUAGAAAAACCAUUCCGGGAAUUCAAGCUGGAGAUCUGCCACGAGGUGUCGGAACCCCGGCUCCAAAACUAUGAUGAGAAUGGGAGGAUCCACAGCUUGAGGAUAGACCGGGUCACUUACAAGGAGAAGAAGAAAUACCAGCCCAAGCCUGCUGUGGCCCAUGCAGCCGAAAGGGAACAGGUAAUUAAACUGGGCACCACCAACUACGACGACUUCCUGAGCUUCAUCCACGCGGUUCAGGACCGCCUCAUGGAUUUACCAGUGCAGUCGAUGGACUUGAGCACAGUUGGCUUAAACUACCUCGAAGAGGAGAUUACAGUGGACAUCCGAGAUGAGUUCUCUGGCACAGUAAGCAAAGGAGACAACCAGAUCCUACAGCACCACGUCUUGACACGGAUCCACAUACUGAGUUUCCUCUCUGGGCUCGCCGAGUGCCGCUUGGGCCUCAACGACAUCCUCAUCAAAGGGAACGAAAUCGUCUCCCGGCAGGACAUCAUGCCCACCACCACCACCAAGUGGAUCAAGCUCCACGAGUGCCGUUUCCACGGGUGCGUGGACGAGGACGUGUUUAACAGUUCCCGGGUCAUUCUGUUCAACCCUCUGGAUGCCUGCCGGUUCGAGCUAAUGAGGUUCAGGACCGUGUUUGCCGAGAAGACCUUGCCCUUCACCCUCAGGACAGCAGCGAGCAUUAACGGGGCGGAAGUGGAGGUGCAGAGCUGGCUGAGGAUGUCUCCCGGCUUCUCUUCUAACCGUGACCCUCUCACUCAGGUUCCCUGUGAGAACGUAAUGGUUCGCUACCCAGUACCCAGUGAGUGGGUGAAAAACUUCCGCAGGGAAAGUGUUCUAGGGGAAAAGUCUUUGAAAGCCAAAGUGAACCGGGGGGCAAGUUUUGGCUCCGCUGGCGCCUCUGGCUCGGAGCCCGUCAUGAGAGUAACUCUGGGAACAGCCAAGUACGAGCACGCCUUCAACUCCAUUGUGUGGAGGAUAAACCGGCUGCCAGACAAGAACUCAGCUUCUGGCCACCCACACUGUUUCUUUUGCCACCUUGAACUUGGCUCUGACCGGGAAGUGCCUUCCAGAUUUGCCAAUCAUGUAAACGUCGAGUUCAGCAUGCCCACGACGUCUGCCUCCAAAGCAGCUGUGAGAUCCAUCUCUGUGGAAGACAAGCCCGAUGUCAGGAAGUGGGUCAAUUAUUCCGCACACUACAGCUACAAGGUGGAAAUUGAACAAAAAAAGAGUUUGAAGCCAGACUUUGAGGGAGAGGACUUGGAAAACCCAAAGGAAUGUGGGGUACAGUGACAGUGACCCACCUCAAGGAACUGAGGACCGCUGACUCGCAACCGGGUGUCUUCCCCGAAUAACUCAAGUUUAAGUCGACACCUGCUGCGGCUGCUCCACAUUGGGGGCUGCCUACCUCCGUUUCCUGUGUGCACCUACCUGUGGGUCACAGGAAAUCCUGAGGGGGGCUGCCUUCAGUAGGCCCCUUGACACUGAGCAUGCCCGAAGUACGUGGCACACCUGGCUUCUGGAGUUUACCAAGUAUUGAGCCUCCUUGUCUCUUUUCUGCUUGUAUCAUGGCACUGGUAUGUGGUUUGUGGUGACUAUUAGAAACCCAGAAAGAACCGCCAGCAUCAGUGUUGGCACAAUUUGCCCCCAGUACUCACAUGUCACUUGUAAAAUUCUGGAGAAAAUAGCCCUGAAAGUUUAUUAAGAAUCCAUCUCUAUUGCUCCCUCUGUACAAGAUUCCAGGAAGUUCCAAAGCCAUUUCUUUGGGCCUGCUUUUCUAGAUAUCUCCAUGUUUUUAAACAUGGGCAUUCUGCAACAGAGGUUUCCCAAAUGUUUCCCUUCUAGUUCUAGAUUGCUCAAGAUCAAAACACUCUUUCAACUUCUUCUCCAUUUGCUGUCUUAAAUAUGGUGCAUGAUGGGAAAGGCUCCAUCUGAUAUUUUCAAAUUUAGGUUUGGAGCUUAAUUCUACAAAUGGACUAAAUUGGCUUCACAGUCUGUUAAAAACAAAAAAACAGAACUUAUUUUUCUUACCUAAAAGGAACAUUAAAUGUAAGCUUAUAUUUAGUUCGGAAGACAGCUUCGAUCAUAAAAUAUGCCAGAUUCUCACUGGUCAGUUUUAAUUCCUGAAACACAGCAUGACUGUAAUUCCGUGUGCGUAAAAGAGACACUUGGAAGUUCUUUUCAUACCUCAUACACAAUGACUGUUACACAUCUCUUCCCUCAAAAUUCAGAGGAAACUUAAGCUAAAAAGAUCAUUGUAAAAGCUGAGUUUGGAUGAGCUUUACCCCGAAUUCUGAGGUUGGUUAGUUACACUAUUGUGAAAGCUCAAAAGGGUGGUGGCGCACACCUUUAAUCCCAGCAUUUGGAAGGCAGAGGCAAAUGGAUUCCUGAGUUCAAGGUCAGCCUGGUCUACAGGAUGAGUUCCAGGACAGCCAGGGCUGCAGAGAGAAACCCUAUCUGGGAAGAAAACAAAAAACAAAAAAACAAAAAACAAACUAAAAAAGGCAGAAGGCUCCAGUGUAGGGCUGGGGAAAGCCGGUCUCCCAGUGUCAUGACCAUGAAAUCCUGAUUCCCAGACUCAGGCCAGCAUCCCUUUCCUUACAUUUCCCACCCUGCCCCCUGCUCCCCCACCCCUGCUUAUUUGUACUCUGUUGAUUGCUCUCAUGAAGAAAAAAGUGAGGGGACUGAGUACAUAUUUUAUCAGACUUGGGGAAUAUAUGGAAAUAAGUAGAAAAUGCCUGCAGUUUGGGACUAACUGAUUCAAGCUUUUUUUUUUUUUUCAGCUCCUAUCUAGUGAUCUAGGUAUUAGAAAUCAUGGCAGUACUUUGAACCAUGUGUUUAACUCUCUAAGCAUUAGAUUGGAAUGAAAAGGACAAGCUACAUAGGCCCACAUGAGAAGACCUGUAUUUUGAGUUUUUCAAAUGCAACCCUUUCAGUAUAGAGGGGUGUGUGUGUGUGUGUGUGUGUGUGUGUGUGUGUGUGUGUGUGUGUGUGUGUGUUUUGAUGAGAACUAGGGAGACUUGAUAUUAAUAGCAGUCCAUAUAGAAAUGUUUUCUUGCUGAGUUCAGUCUUGAACCAGGGAUAGAUCCACAGCUAUUCUCAAGGCUAAUUCCUUCUAUCUGUGGUGGUAGGUCAUUAACAACUGUGCAUGAUGCACUGGCCUGUGCAUGCCUGAAUGGAGGGUUACAUUCAAGUAUGGCUACUGUAUUUUAGGGGUGACACUAAUAAGUCGACCGUAUCCACAAGCAGGUGACCAGGGUUGUGACGAUCCUGGUUAUAUAAGGAACAGGGGGCAGCUCUCCUGCAGAACAGAGGGCAUAGCUGGGAAGGGAGUGCAGGGAAGUUGGGAAAUGAAAGAACAGCCAAUAACCAACUCAAGGUUUCUGCUGCACUAGGGAAAGAAGAGGAGUUAGCAUAACCUCAAAGGCAAAAAGAAAUAGGAACAGAAGAGAACUUUCCAGAUGACAGAUGUUUGCUCAGUAUAAGAAUCUCCUAGGAAAGAAGCGUUCUAAAGUUGAGAGGGUCAAGAAGAUUUCCUGCUGCAGCUAGUGCCCAAAAGUCAACAGAGCCACCUAUCCCAGGUGCUCCGGAAGGGACUAUCACAUUGGAGUGGUCAAGAUGGCAGGAAAACUCUUAUUCAAACAGCCUUGAUGGGAAUGAGGCUGGCUAGCUCCAGACAGCCUUUCCUCUGUGGGUUUUUUUUUUUUUUUUUUUUUUUUUUUUGUGCUGUUGGAGGGCAGUGGAGCUCUCGAGAAGAACUCAGUCAUUGAAGUCCAUGUCAUUUCCACUGUAAGGCUAACGAUCUUGAGAGUGUCAGAUGACCAACAGGCUGGGCAGUUGGCAGGAUAGGGGAAGGUCUUCCCUGGCUUAGCCCUGUGCCAGGAGCCCUGCCCGGGCUGCUAACAUGCACAGCACCUGUUUUCUCUUGUCCCUCCCACCCCCUUGGUUUAAUUCUUCCUGCCUUGGUGCUUCACCUGGACUGUUUAGAUUUUUGUUUUUGUUUUGCCCUAAUCAAAAGGUGAAAAAAAAUCCCCUCUGUGCUAUUUAUAUUUAGCAAGCAAAUUAUCACUAAUUUUUAAGUAUAGACCACCCUCUGGGUUCCAUCAAAUUUGGUUCACCUCUACUGCGCUUAGGGUCAUAUGAAUAACAUGUAAGGAGGUGAAAUGUAGUUCAGAACUUACUGAAAACCUACCUAAAAACUGGAAUUGGGCAAAUCACCCUUUUCAUGUGCAGAGUGUAUGCUUGCCACAGCGGCCCUCAACUUUUAUUUUCCUGUGCUUAAAAAAAAAAAUCUAAAUCUGUUAUCAACGACAUAAAAUUUUGAAAAAGGAUUGAUUUUUACCAAUACAAUUAGGACACAUUAGUUGUCACAUAGUAUCUAAAUACAAUUAGGACACAUCAGUUGUCACAUAGUAUCCAAAGCUAUUUUUGAGUCUAGGGCUUCUCUGUUUCAACUUUACAGUGAGACAGGACAAAAAGUAAAUAAGCCUUCCAAUAUAUCAGACAAGAGGUCUGGUCAUGUAGCUCAGUAGGAGAGAACUUGCCUACCAUGCACAAGGUCCUGGGUUCAACCCCCAGUACCACAGAAACAACAACAGAAAAGAGUGGUGGGUAUUUAGAGGGCAGAUCCCUGAAGCCCCUCUUGUUGACACAAUGCUGGUUACUCCUUGGGAAAAGUUAGCCCUUCUUCCUUAUCCUCUGGACUUGCUUCCUCAUCUACCCGAGACCUCCUCACAUCUACUGUGAGGCCUUAUCCUCAUGGGUGUCCCUUAAUUUAGAAGACUUCUUAUCUGAAGUGAGACUAAUCUCUGCUUAGAAACACAGUUGAGAUCAAGAGUUUAUGUCCCUAGAAACUCCGUUCCUGAGAAACGUGGUAGCGACUAAAACUGUUUUAGUCAUCGUGACUCAAAUGCCUAUAACAAGUGCGAGCCAGCAGGGCUCGGCCGCUUUCAAUAUUUAAAUCAAAUAUGCCCGUUAAAUACAUGGAAAUUAUUGACACUUGGACCCUGAGACUACUUACUCUCUGCUUACAGCUAGCAAGCCGCUUUUAUUUCCUGGAGGACUUAAGUAAUCACUUUGCUCCGCUUUGACCCCUGCCUGCAGUGUCAUCCAAGUGUCAGGAUGGUGACGCUUAAUGUGUGGCUGAGUCUGACCUACAGUGCACUUAUUCAUACCAAGAAACACUUCUACUCUACACUCAGCGGUGCGAGGGCACAGGUGCUGUCCACGGUUACGCUAUUGAUUCAAUCAAGCAGACGGGGAGCCUCUGCCUCGCCCGUGACUCAUGGAAGAUGCUCGCAUCUGAUGGAGCACGCAGCCAGUCCUGCUGGGUCAGGUCUUUGUCCUCCCAACUGUAACCAUGGACCAGUGCUAUCACGCAUGUCGUGUCCUCACAGGAGAUGGAAGUCUGAGACAGGAAGGCUGGUGCUCACAGGGGAAAUCACGAUUUCAAAGCCGAUUAAUAUUUUUAACCAUCAGUUUAAGGGUAGAAAAACAAGAGAAUGAGCUGACUUUUUUUUUUCUGCCUUAAAGGUCUUAGAAUUAAUUAUCAUGAGGAGGAAGCACUGUCAUCCAAUAUACCUUUACAGAUUCCCCUAGGAAAAGGUGGCAAGUUUAUUUCUUCUAUGAACAGUUGGUUCAGAUUAACCCUAGCAUUUCCAAAGUUGAGAUUGUGAUUAGAUUAGAAUAUGAUAGAGAAUCCAAUCGAAAUUAACAAAAAAAUUAAGUAAAAAUAUACCGUCUAGUAAAUGAAUGUUGUGUUAACACUUCGUUACCACCACCAUGACAGCAUUUUAUAUAUAACAUUGGUCAGUGUAUUGUCUCUAUGGUUCUGAUGAGUGUUUUCUAAACAUGACCAGUGUGGCUUUGCCAAUUUCCUUCAAAUCACCACAUUUUAAUUAUGCUUUUUGGAAAGGAGAUCAGCUUUAGUUCUUCUCCUUCAUAAUUGUGUUUUAAAGGGAUUAAGAGUGAAGGAGAUACAGGAGGCCAAGUCUUAAGUGUAGGAACAAAUGAAUGGGUUAGUAAUAUCCCCAAGGUCGUCUAAGCAAGAGCAUGGAAGCUUUAUAUUCUAGUGUGCCUUAGCCACUUUGCUAAUGAAAGUCCAGUCCUGUACUUUAAGAGUUGAAAGGGGAUGUGGGGAGCAUGCAUAUAUCAACUUGCAAUGCCAAGCCAUAAAAGUAGAAAAUUUCAGUAGUACUAUGUUCUGCAGAACCUGGAAAGAGGCAAAUAAAAAGGUGGAUGUAAUGAAAAACUACUAAACAUCAGACUAAAGAAAAUAAUUUCAGUAUGAAAAGAGUUGGAAGAUAGCAUUGGCCACCGAAUUUAAUAUAACCUGAACUGGAGGCUGUCUCCAGUAAGAAGCUAUUAGGGAAGAAGGGGGCAUAGCGGGGACAGACAGCAGGGGUCUUUGCUCUGCCAGGAUUGCUCAGGUGCGGUUUAAAGUACUGUUAGCAGCCAGCUUCCCUGUGGACGAGAGGCCAUGCACUAAGAUGCUCCUAGCUGUUAGUCAUGCUGUGACGGCUUCAUGAAGGAAAGCUGGCCUUUCUGUGACUGUCUGAAGGGCACAAGCAUGGGGGAAGUUACUCUUGCUAACUGACCUCUUGUUGUCAUCUUGGUUUCCAGAGACAACAGAGAGAGCACUGGGCUCGUUUUCCUUGGGAUUGUUUGUGUGUGUGUGUUUGUCUGUUUCCCAGCAAUGGUUUUAUGGAUUGUUUCACAAACUAUCCUUUCCUGCCACAUCUUGUUGAUGUCCCAGGUCAGUAUGAUUCUUACGAUUCUUAUGCUUAAGAACCAAGAAGUCUGAAGUCGGAAAGUUGAGAUCAGCUGGUUUAUCUUUCUCCUGCUCAGCCCCCCCCCCCCAGUCCCCACUACGAUGUUCUGCCUUUGACCUCAGAAUACCAGUGGAAUAUGAGGGUCAAAAGGCGAAUUCCCACUCGACACUGAGGUGUGAAUACACCUCAGUGAGUAUCCAAGUGGACACCAAGGUAUGAAUACCUCAACGGGUAGGUCCAACCCUCCACGUUAAAGAUGUUUGAAUGCAGGAUGCUGGAAUGGUCUGGAACCUAUGGCUAGUCUUCCAUGGGAAAGACCAUAGGAGAGAGGAGGAAACAAGCCAAUCUGGAGCCAUCUGCAAUUAUAGCAAAUGAGAGAAAAGGCCAGUCGCUGUACAUAAAAAUGUACUUAUUUUUUUCUUAAUAGCUUCUCUGUGUGGUGUGUCUGAAUAUGCUUUUAGUUUCUUUGGGGGGUUCUAAUUACUCAGACAGAAUAGAUCAGUUUUAACUGGUCAGAUGGAAUUCCAGCAUCCUCUCCUGGUUCAUUCCCAUGUUCUGCCUCAGACGAAACCCCAGUUCUCACUGUGGACACUAGCCAUACCGUGGCUAAAGCCUUAAGCGCCGCCAUUGCUCACACCCAUGCGCUGAUCAGGAGGCCCGACAGCACCAGUUCUGUGAACACGGAUGAGCCCUCCGCUCCCAACAUCAGCCUGUUGGGUUUAAGGGUCUUCAGGAAUGGUGCACGAGUGUCACAGCUCCCUCUCCCCUUCAGCCAGCAUUCACUUAUCUUUAUGUUCACUCGCCAACAGAAACUGGACAACCCUUUACCACAUUCAGAAGGCUAAUCAGGAUCAGUGUUUGAGAGAAGGAUUGGCGGAGGAGCGUCCCUCCCCACCCUCCAUUUCUGUAACGUCCAUAUGAAUUUCAUGGUGUCGGGUGGUUGAACCCGCGGUCCAGUGACUACCUUGACUUCCUUUAUUCGUCGUCCAUCCCCACUCAGUGUAACUUCUUGCACUACUGUGGCUCGUUUUAUGUAAAACCAGUUAACUCUAAAAAGAAUGUGCCUAUGUAAUAAAGUCUACACACUGGCUAUCUCUGUAGAGGUGACGUUUUGUUUUAGAUGUUUUGCUGAAUAAUCUGUAAUAUCUUUUUUGAGCUAUGAAAAGGAAGUAUUAAUAAAAAAUUUAUGCAAAGUGA
This is a messenger RNA of Rattus norvegicus (Norway rat), 14312 nucleotides long. Lineage: Eukaryota; Metazoa; Chordata; Mammalia; Rodentia; Muridae. The record is from RefSeq and is a predicted model, not a curated record.